Molecule: messenger RNA, 2733 nt
Organism: Cladophialophora bantiana CBS 173.52
Lineage: Eukaryota; Fungi; Ascomycota; Eurotiomycetes; Chaetothyriales; Herpotrichiellaceae
Exons: 1
Coding region: 1-2733 (910 amino acids)
Cellular component (GO): mitochondrial outer membrane
Molecular function (GO): ATP binding; ATP hydrolysis activity
Source: RefSeq, a predicted model, not a curated record
AUGAACAAAGAUGGCGAGACGGAAAAUCAAGCUUCAGAAUGGUUCAUGGACAGCAAUGUGACUCUCUUUGGGUCAGAGUUUCUUGCUCCGGCUACCCCCUCGAGAAUUCAAACAGUGGCUGCAGAUCUGAUUACCGGCGAGCCUCUUGAGCAAAGCUCCUCACCGGACCCCAGCUGUCCUCCUUCCCACGGUUCAGAGGGUAAAGGAAGCGAUCCCCAUUCGACUCUCAACGCGCAUGGCACAAAACCCUUGGCAGAGGACCAAUCAGAGCUAUCGGAAACAUUGCCUCCUCCGACCUCUUCACCGAAUCCCUCGAUAUCCUCAAAGUAUUAUGUCGUGGACGAACAAUAUGAAGAGGUCAUGCGGACAGCAAGAGGUCUCAUGCAAGUGUCACAGAACCAGAGUCAACAAAAUGGCGUCGAGUCCUUCAAAGACCACCUUCAUCUGCAAUAUGCGGGCAAAGAUGGCGAUCUGCUACUUGAAUAUCUUGUCCAGGAUAUCGCACGCCAGCUUGGCUGUGACUUAAUGGUUGUAGAUGCUCAGGAUAUUGCGGACCUAAUUCACCGGAAUCAUACAAACCAAAGCACGGCAAAGGCGGGCCGUAUGCUCAGCUACGAUGUGCUUUCAAGCGCGUUCCCAGACCUCUCCGAACAACAUUCAUCACACGAGAUUCAGGAUGUGGACGACGACGACGGAGACAUUGACGAUAUGAUAGACGAUCUGGAUUCCGCACCUGCUGCUCCUCGGAUAGGUAUGCCCAUGUUCAUCGGAAGGCCUACGGCAAUCUUGAAGACGAUAAUCGGACAACUCCCAGAAUUUGGGGAUGGUAUGCGAUCAGAAAUGCCUCGAGGGACGCUGAGAAUGUGGCCAGACUUUACCGACCCCCAAAAACCACGGGAUGAUCAAGGCGCGCUGUCGGGGCUCAUAUACAAAUUGUUAAAGGGCUUGUCGGAUCGGCGAACGGCUACGGGAUCGCUGGGGAAAGAGCCGAGUAAUGAUCUAGAACGACAACGGGAGAUUGCAGCAAAAAGGAGCGGCGUCCCAAAAGGCGCCGUGAUUGUCCACGUCAGAGACUUCAAGGCCAUCCAGGGUCUGGACAUGGGCCGCUCAUUUCUGAACAACCUUCACAGGCAACUGGCUCAACGACGAAGCAAGGGUGAAUGCAUUCUGCUGAUUGGGACAGACUCUGCUCGGGAGGAUCAGGAACCCUUCACUCGGGAACGCAUUAAUGAGUCCCAAACCGGCGUACAAGAUGGGAAGUCACAAAACAUUGUCCUUACACCUGUUUUACCAAACACUACAUCCAAGCUUGCACUCCUCCAUGAUCGGAAGCAACGCAUUGCCACGAUUAACAUGAGGCAUCUCUGGGAGACACUGAGAUUUUGGAAACCAUCUGUCUUUGCUCAUCUGGAACCGGGCUUCUGGCGAGGUGAUUUCUCCGACCGCAUUACUCGCAGCGACAGAUCAUGUUUGGAAGGGCAGGUCUGGAAUCACCAAUAUGUGCAACGGUUGGCCACUUAUAUCGCAGGAGCUGUUCCGGCGCAUCGAGACGCUGAGGCUGACAUUCCUAUGACCCUAGACCAGCCACAACCCAUCAUUAGCGCUGCAACUUCACAUCUAAACCACAGUGACAAGACCAAAAUUCGGUGGGCCGAAAAGCAAUCAAAAGAAGCAAAGAAAGAAGUUCCAGAACGGCAUAUGAAUAAGGAUGAUCGACUUGCCAGAAUACGCGCGUCGGCCUCCAAAUACGAGAAACGAUUGAUGGGCGGCAUAAUCGAGGCGAAAAAUCUAAACACAACCUUUAACGACGUGCAUAUGCCCGUCGAGACCAUUGAUACUCUCCAAACCUUGACGACAUUAUCGCUCAUUCGACCCGAGGCUUUCAAAUAUGGUGUCCUCGCCUCUGACAAGAUCCCAGGACUUCUGCUCUAUGGUCCUCCAGGCACAGGUAAAACUCUUGCUGCGAAAGCAGUCGCUAAAGAAUCUGGUGCGACGAUGCUUGAGGUCAGUGCGGCAGACAUCAACGAUAUGUAUGUCGGCGAAGGGGAGAAAAAUGUGAAGGCACUGUUUAGCUUAGCGAGGAAGCUAUCGCCUUGUGUUGUCUUUCUGGACGAGGCUGACGCUAUGUUCAGCGCGAGGAGCAAUCAAGGCCGGCGUGUCAGUCAUCGUGAGCUACUCAACCAAUUUCUGAAAGAGUGGGAUGGGAUGAGCAACGACUCGGGGAGCGCAUUCAUCAUGGUCGCAACCAAUCGACCCAUGGAUCUCGAUGACGCAGUUCUUCGCCGCUUGCCACGCCGCUUGCUGGUUGACCUCCCGAGGGAGCCUGAUAGAUUGGAGAUCCUCAAGAUACACCUACGUCACGAGAAACUUGGCGAGGAUGUCAACUUGCAGGAUCUCGCCAAAAAGACCCCGUUCUACUCGGGCUCCGACUUGAAGAACGUCGCCGUUGCUGCGGCAUUGAAUUGUGUCAGGGAAGAGAAUGAGCUGGCCAAACAGCACAAGGGGGAGGAACCUUAUCAGCAUCCCGAACGACGUACACUCACAAAGAAACACUUUGACAAGGCCUUGGAUGAGAUUUCAGCAAGCAUCUCGGAGGAUAUGUCGAGUUUGCGGGACAUCAAGAAGUUUGACGAACAAUUUGGGGAUAAGCGCGGAAAGAAGAAGGCUCCCAGGCUGGGGUUUGUUGAGAAGGAAAAUGAGAAGCCUAGAGAUACGGUCAAGGUGAGGGAUUGA